Molecule: messenger RNA, 271 nt
Organism: Teleopsis dalmanni
Lineage: Eukaryota; Metazoa; Arthropoda; Insecta; Diptera; Diopsidae
Exons: 2
Coding region: 37-201 (54 amino acids)
Source: RefSeq, a predicted model, not a curated record
UUAUGUUCCUUUUCAUUAUAGAGCAUCAGUCCUGGAAUGGUAGACACCGAUUUUCUUAAUGUGUAUUCGCAUGCUGUAGCUGAUUUACCUAAGUUGAAGCCUGAAGAUGUUGCUCAAGCCGUGCUUUAUGCCUUGGAAACUCCGAAUAACGUACAGGUCGAGGAAGUUAUACUGCAAGCUAUGCGACGUUAUGAUGAAUAAUAGCAUAACAAGUUUAUUAAGAAUAUUAGAUAUACAUUAAGACUGAAAAGUUUCGGAAUCUCUCAUUUAA